UGCUUUAUUGAAGGGAAACAUGUUUAAUUCUUUUCCUCCUUUGUGAUGGUCGUCUCUUUUUACUUAAUUGUGUAUUAUGUCUGAAAGAAAUAAGAUUAUUGAUUUAUAUAUACAUUUAUUUCAGGUUGGAUUUCAGAGAGGCUUGGAUGAAUGGCGUCAAGCACAUCCUAUUUCAGAUGCGGAUUCCACAUCAUCUAGUGAUAUUACAUCAAUAUGGACAAAUGUGGGAGGAGGUGUUAAGAAAGGUAGAGUUUACGGGCUUGGAGCACAACCUUCCUCGUUACAUCCAUCAUCAUUAUUGUCUGGUGCUUCUACUUCUCAAUCUUCGGAAGAAAUGGAAGCAAUGCGAAGACAAAUUUCAGAGCUUACAGAACGACUUCAAUCAUCUGAAGCUAACUUUGCUAAAGUGCAGAAAUUCAUGGAGAAACAUAUGGCUGAAUCUGAUGAAAGUGAAGGGACCGACUUUGAUGAAGAGUAGUUUGUUUUAUGGUUGUUUAGACAUUUUCUAUGAGAUUUAGACGUGUUUUGAACUAUUUACUUCCUUUUUGAAUAACAACUUAAUACUUGUUAGACUUGAUUUUGAUGAUGCUUGAGCUUUUAGACUCAAUUGAAUUGAAUUGAAUGCAAUUUGAAUGUUUAGGAAUGUAUUCGAUGUUUGAUUUUA
Molecule: messenger RNA, 664 nt
Organism: Solanum stenotomum
Lineage: Eukaryota; Viridiplantae; Streptophyta; Magnoliopsida; Solanales; Solanaceae
Exons: 1
Coding region: 77-478 (133 amino acids)
Source: RefSeq, a predicted model, not a curated record